AUGGCUUCGGACAAAUAUCCAUCCUACGUACCGAUGCCCUCGCUCCGCCACGAGCUAGGGCUGAUGUUCGGCUUCUUAUCUCUGUGUAUAGUGGUUAUGGGAGCAUACGUUGCUCUCUGGAAUGCCCCAGUAUCCCAAACCCGCCUAGACGCCCAAGACCUCGCCCGCCGCAAAGCCUUCCGCAGCAAAAACCCAACCCAACAACCCCUAGGAACAACAACCUCCAUAACAGCAGGCCUCAAGGACACAUCCACCCCAAACCCCAAAGCAGCCGUACAAGAAAAAAUGCUCGACCGCGUCGGCAUGCCCGAGAACCGCGCCGAGCUACCAGUCCACGGGAUGGAGAUGUACGCGGCCGGAAAGGGGAAUGCGAGCACAUCGCAGAUCAGGAGUCUGCCUGGUCAGGCUAUGCCGCUUAGUCCUGUUAGUCCUGUUAGUCCGCUUGGGAGUAGCGGGGUUGCGGGUAGGGAUGCUAGUUCUGUUAGUCUGGUUGGAGGUGGGAUUGCGCUUGAGUCUAUUGUUGGGUGGCGUUGGAAGGGGGGAGGAGUUUGA
This is a messenger RNA of Penicillium psychrosexuale, 552 nucleotides long. RefSeq lists its product as uncharacterized. Lineage: Eukaryota; Fungi; Ascomycota; Eurotiomycetes; Eurotiales; Aspergillaceae. The record is from RefSeq and is a predicted model, not a curated record. The coding region runs from base 1 to 552 and encodes 183 amino acids. The transcript is spliced from 2 exons.